Racocetra persica is the source of this 699-nucleotide messenger RNA. NCBI's taxonomy places the organism in Eukaryota, Fungi, Glomeromycota, Glomeromycetes, Diversisporales, Gigasporaceae. The record is from the annotation of a GenBank genome assembly.
AUGGCACGUGGGCGACAAAGCGUUGGUUCAUCUCCAAGCUUAAACAGCUUCUGCCCCAUGAGGAUGUUGCAGGACAUAGCUUUUGUGCAGGUGGAACCACCGAAUUGGUUGCAUGAGGAGUACAGCUUGUUGGGGCUUUUUCCUGGUUUUUUCGGCGGAUCGGUGCGUCAUGCUUGGUAUGGCAAGGCUUGUUGGUGCUUUAUCCUGGUAUCUUCGAUGCGUGUUGCUUCUUGCUAUGUGUUGAGUGUCUUUGUUGUUUCCUCAUUGAUUGAUGAUUUUCUGCAUGCUUAUUGUACUGUUACUUAUGUUUCACAAAUUGGGCAGAGAUUGUCGUUUGUUGAGUUUAUAAUCAGUGAUGCACAAUCGGUUGAAUUGUGCGUUUUCGUCCUUGGAAGUUGGAUAGUCAUGAACGUGGAGUUAUCCGUCUUGCUAAAACUUAGUCCUUUGAGUAAGCAUGAAUAUGGGAUGAUUCAAUGGUUUUCAGAAGUUGAAUUAUCAAGAGGUCAAAGCGGAGAGUCUUUAGAUACUGGCCAGGCCGAUCCAUUAUUGUUAAGCCAUUGGUUGCUUCAGGCCAGCUGUUCAUAUCAUUUGGUGAUUCCUUCGUAUGUCUUUUUGACUAGUGCUACAAUAUUCAGGAUAGCUGUGGCUUGUUGGUCCAAGGCUGGUUCAUUGCCAAAUAUUUCAGAGUUGUUAUUAUAG